This is a messenger RNA of Verticillium alfalfae VaMs.102, 414 nucleotides long. RefSeq lists its product with no specific name. The transcript has 3 exons. Bases 1 to 414 code for a protein of 137 amino acids. The record is from RefSeq and is a predicted model, not a curated record. Lineage: Eukaryota; Fungi; Ascomycota; Sordariomycetes; Glomerellales; Plectosphaerellaceae.
AUGGGGCUUCAUUGCGAUGUCCCCGGAGCCGACCUCCGCCCACGUCGAGCAACAACAGUCCCCGUCGCCGAUGUUCCUGAUGCGGACGAGGCUCAGGUAGAUGAUGACAUGGCCCACGGCAGUAGCGCGCUUGUAGGGAUGAUCAGAAUGCAGAUCGGGCUGGGCGUCGCAUGUCGGCAGCAAUUUGCCGAGUCAGUAGCGUUUGCGGCGGCGGCCCAGGGUUCUCGACGUCGGGACGCCCCUCAACGGACAUUUGCGACCGCGACCACAACGGCGAUGGGCGGUGAGAAGGUGCGCGCUGAUGCAGCGCCUUCAAGGGAAAGCCAUUCAACGCUGAGCUCGGAUGGACCAGCGCUCUCGCGGCGUCAUCAUGACAUGACCCGUAGUUGGAGAUGGCCAGCCUUGGAGAAAUGA